Molecule: messenger RNA, 1455 nt
Organism: Lycium ferocissimum
Lineage: Eukaryota; Viridiplantae; Streptophyta; Magnoliopsida; Solanales; Solanaceae
Product: protein IN CHLOROPLAST ATPASE BIOGENESIS, chloroplastic-like
Exons: 11
Coding region: 108-1142 (344 amino acids)
Source: RefSeq, a predicted model, not a curated record
CGUCCAGCGGUUUAAGCUGAAGCCCAGCCCAGUUAAUUGAAGGAGAAGGAUUGGUUAAGAGUGUUUCUAGUUGCAGUGAUAAUCAACACACAUCAGGAAGAUAGAUAAUGAGGGUGGGUGGUGGAGUUGGUUUCGGAUGUCCACGCGCCGUCGCAUUUCCUGGCAUUUUGUUUGGCCGUUGUAGACCAGCAGCAUUCCGAUGCUAUUCUUCUUCCUCUCCAGACCAUGUUUCGUUUAUCAAAGAUGUGGCUGCAACUCAACCACCGGAGCAUUUGAAUGAACUUCUCAAAAUACUUCAGGUGAGAGGUGAGGAAAUAAUUUCACCUGGUGCCAAGCAAGGUCUGAUUCCUCUAGCGAUUCCUCUUUCCAGAAAGAGUUCAGAUUCUGUAACUGCACUGUUACGAUGGCCAACUGCCCCAUCUGGGAUGGAGAUGCCAUUGGUAGAAGUGCGCAAGUAUGGUGUGUGGCUAUUAGCUAAGAAUGUAGAUCAGUACAUUCACAGGGUUUUGGUGGAAGAAGAUGCAGACGGUCAUCAAGAAAGAGCGGAUGAAUUGUUCCAGAUUUCAGCUGGUGCUGGAAAGAAACUUUAUGAGAAGGGUGACUUUAAAGCAUCAAACAUUUCAAGCUUAGAUACUUAUAUAUUGAAGAAGGUCGGCUUGUUUCCAGACGUACUGGAGCGCAGAAUUAAGCAACAUUUUGACAAUGGAGACAAUAUUUCAGCUUUGGUGACGGGAGAAUUUUAUACAAAGAAGGAGCAUUUUCCAGGAUUCGCGCGGCCUUUUGUCUUUAAUGCUGAAGUUCUGCUGAAGGUUGGGCGUAAUGUAGAAGCUAAAGAUGCUGCUAGGGGGGCUUUAAAAUCACCAUGGUGGACUCUGGGUUGCGAGUACCAUGAAGUUGCUAAUAUGGCUGAAUGGGAAGAUGAACAAAUCGAGUACAUCAAAGAGAAAGUAACUGAGGAGGGUAGGCAAGCCGAUUUGAAGAAAGGGAAGCAACCUGCUCAGGUUGCACUGGAUGAAGCUGCUUUCUUGUUGGAUCUAGCUUCCGUCGACGGUACAUGGGAUGACUGUGUGGAAAGAAUUGCUGAAUGCUACAAGGAGGCAGGGCUGCAGGAAGUUGCAAACUUUGUGGUUUACAGAGACUGAAUUACCAGCAACUUUGCCGCAUAUUAGAUGCGUUACACGAAACUCCCUAUGAUUCCUAGUUAUUGGCCUACCCAGUUUUGGCUCUAGCAGAGUGUAUUCUAAUUCUUUCCAGUAUAAGAACAAGAAGAGACUUUACAGCAGUCUUUUUAAAUACGCACACUCAUUGUGGUCUCUUCGCCCACACUGGGGUCAAUUGUAAAAGACAACAACAUACCCAUUGUAUUCCCACAGGUGGGGUUUGGGGUCAAUUGAAAAAGACCAAAAAUGAAAAACUAUACGGACAAUAAAUAGCUUGCGUUGAAGUUGAAGCAGA